Messenger RNA from Fragaria vesca subsp. vesca, 1743 nucleotides. RefSeq names its product WD-40 repeat-containing protein MSI4-like. Gene Ontology annotation, molecular function: histone binding. The record is from RefSeq and is a predicted model, not a curated record. The transcript has 15 exons. Gene Ontology annotation, biological process: regulation of gene expression. The coding region runs from base 139 to 1530 and encodes 463 amino acids. Lineage: Eukaryota; Viridiplantae; Streptophyta; Magnoliopsida; Rosales; Rosaceae. Gene Ontology annotation, cellular component: nucleus.
GACAGAGCCUCAGUCUGACUGAGCCCUGACCCACACACACCCAAUAUUAGGAGAGGCGGGAAAACAAAGAAGAGAGAGACACACACAGCCACUGUGAUUUUCAGAGCCCAAAGAGAAAGAGUGAAGAAGAAGAAGAAGAUGAGAGGCAAAGGUACGGAGCCGUCGGUGAACGACCGUUACACGCAGUGGAAGUCGCUGGUGCCGGUGCUCUACGACUGGCUUGCCAACCACAAUCUCGUCUGGCCUUCUCUCUCUUGCAGAUGGGGGCCGCAGCUGGACCAAGCUACUUACAAGAACCGGCAACGUCUUUAUCUUUCCGAACAGACUGACGGAAGUGUUCCAAAUACACUUGUCAUUGCAAACUGUGAAGUUGUCAAGCCUAGGGUGGCAGCUGCAGAGCACAUAGCACAGUUCAAUGAAGAAGCACGGUCUCCAUUUGUAAAGAAGUUUAAAACUAUAAUACAUCCUGGAGAGGUGAACAGAAUCAGGGAACUCCCACAAAAUAGUAUGAUAGUGGCCACGCACACCGACAGUCCUGAUGUCCUCAUUUGGGAUAUUGAGGCUCAACCUAAUCGUCAUGCCGUCCUGGGAGCUUCAAAUUCUCGCCCAGAUCUGCUAUUGACUGGACAUCAAGAUAAUGCUGAAUUUGCUCUUGAUAUGUGCCCCUCGGAACCCUUUGUACUCUCUGGAGGGAAGGACAAGUCAGUGAUUUUGUGGAGUAUUCAUGAUCAUAUCUCAUCUCUAGCAUUAGAUCCUGGGUCUGCCAGGUCACCAGGAUCUGGAGGUUCAAAUGCUAAACAUGCCUCUAAGGUUGGUGGGAAUAAUGAAAAACCCGCAGACAGCCCUUCUCUUGAGCCACGAGGUAUCUAUAAAGGGCAUGAGGAUACUGUUGAAGAUGUACAGUUCUGCCCAUCCAGUGCGCAGGAGUUCUGCAGUGUAGGCGAUGAUUCUUGCCUUAUACUAUGGGAUGCUAGAUCUGGGAAUAGUCCAGUUGUCAAGGUUGAGAAAGCUCAUGAUGCUGACCUUCAUUGCGUAGAUUGGAAUCCUCAUGAUGUCAAUCUCAUUCUUACAGGGUCUGCCGAUAAUACUGUUCGUAUGUUUGACCGCCGGAAUCUCACUUCUGGAGGAGUUGGAUCACCCAUUCAUAAGUUUGAGGGCCAUACUGCAGCAGUUCUCUGUGUUCAGUGGUCUCCUGACAAGUCCUCUGUCUUUGGAAGUUCUGCUGAGGAUGGCCUGUUGAACAUCUGGGAUCAUGAAAAGAUUGGUAAGAAGCAAGAAUCUGUUUUAUCAAAGGCUCCUCCUGCAGGAUUGUUUUUCCGACAUGCUGGUCAUAGGGACAAGGUUGUCGAUUUUCAUUGGAAUACAUCUGAUCCCUGGACAAUAGUAAGUGUUUCCGAUGAUUGUGAAAGUACUGGAGGAGGCGGUACACUCCAGAUGUGGCGAAUGAUUGAUAUGAUUUACAGGCCUGAGGAAGAGGUGCUGGCCGAGCUUGACAAGUUCAAAUCUCACAUGUUGACAUGCUCUGCUUGAUGCGACUCUCCUCCACUCACUAGACAGUGUAAUAUUAAUCCAGCUCUCUUUAAUCUCAAUUAUCUAGCCCCUAGUGAGACUAGUAGCCCCAUUUGAAGAAACAGAAGGAAUAACUUGGUUUAGUUGGGUGCUAAUUGUAAUGGUCAGUUGUGAUGUUCCUAUAACUUGUUUCAUUUUGAGGAGAAGUAACAUCGUUAAUUUCAAGAGACACGG